AUGCCUAAGCCAGAUCCUUGCAAAAAAUUUGCUUGUGCUAUUCAAAAAUGUUUGUCGGGUAAGUAUAUAUGUGUAGAAACUAAAAUUGUGUUAUUGUAUACUUUUUCUGUUAGAAUAUCGAUAUGACCAUUUUAGUAAAAUAUUUUUAUUUAAAUUAGAUAUUAUUGUCUACAAUAAUUUUAAGAGUUUAUUACGUUAGAUAGUAUUGAAUAGUUUUUAAAUUAGGUACUCAUGUUUUAUUAUAUUUGAAAACACUCUGAUAAUACAUUCACACCAAUGUGUUUGUAACAUAUCAUAAUUUUCAAAAACCAGAGUUCUAUGUUUUCAUGCCUGGGCCAAAUUAUUCUAAGUUUCAAAAAUAUGUUCACAACUUGGCAAUAAAUUAUGCAAUUAAUUACUUCAAUUUUUAGCAUACUAGACUAGUUACAGUUGAUGCUAUAAAAUAUUUCCAAAUAAUUAUUAUAUAAUUGAUAUUUAUAAGUAAAAAAAAGAAUAUUGAAUAUUAUGUACCUAAUAAAUUAUGAUUUUUAUUUUAGAAAAUCAUUUUCAAGAGUCUCGUUGCAUUAAAAAAAUAGAAAAUUUACAAGAGUGUUGUAACAAAUAUCGUGAAAUUUCACUCGUAUGUUCUGGUAUGAAACCUUCACCAAUAACCGAGAAAAACCAAGAUAUUCAGGUAAACAAGAUUGAAAAUAUAUUUUCAAACACUAUGUAUUACACUUGUUGUUUAUAUAUUUUUAGUUGGGUUAUAUUUCUAUUGAAUCUUUCAAGGUCAAAUCACCAGAUUUUGGCUAUUCAUGA
Molecule: messenger RNA, 798 nt
Organism: Cinara cedri
Lineage: Eukaryota; Metazoa; Arthropoda; Insecta; Hemiptera; Aphididae
Source: the annotation of a GenBank genome assembly